CUCCGCGUUAUAAACAUAUCAGUCAUAGUUUUAUCACUCGCGAGAGUGCGUGUAUAAUGGCCAACAAGUAUUUGUUGUGCCUAUUAAUACUAAGUGUCGCUUUAAAUACUGUAAGUGGAAAGUAUGGACGCAGUGGUGGCUCUAGAAGCUCCAGUUCUGGAAGAUCGUGGGGAAAGAGUAGUUCUGGGAGAUCGUCUUGGGGAUGGGGUUCUAGCAAACCAAGCUCGGGCUCCAGUUACUCUUCAUCUUCGGGUCACUCAGGAUUUGGAUCCAGUUCACAUGGCUAUCCAUCAUCAAUUGGAUUGUCAGGCUCUGGAUCUAGCAGAUCCAGCUAUCCAUCAGUGUCAGGCAGAGGAAACACAGGCUCCAGCUACCCAUGGUCAGGUGGCCUCUCUGGUUCCAGCUCUAAUAGCCACUCUGGAGUAAGUUAUCCGUCGUCAAUCGGUCUAUCUGGUUCAGGAAGUGGGAGUAAAUAUCCAGCAUCAAACGGUCUAUCUGGAUCGGGAGCAAGUAGUAAAUAUCCAGCAUCAACCGGAUUAUCAGGAAAUCAGCAGUUUUCAACAAAUACAGGAAGUGGAAGUAAAUACCCAGUCUCUACUGGACUCUCUGGGUCUGGAGGUAGUAAAUAUCCUUUUUCAACAGGACUCUCUGGUACGAACAGCCGCCCUGUAUCAACUGGUCUGUCAACAUCUAACACAGGUUAUCAUCCUACAGCUCCACCAUAUCCGAAUACACAGUAUAAUAAACCUCCACAAACCCAUCCAAGUACCAUAUCUAAUUCUCAUUCUGGAUACAAACCGACAUAUAUAGGCUCGUCAUAUAAUAGUGGUUCUUAUGGAAGUCAUGUUUAUGUGCCAACUUACUAUACCUCUCCUCAACAUAUUUAUAUCACACAGUAUAGAGAUUCUGGAAGUCGUUAUAAUAACCUAUUAACUGGAUUAACACUGUAUAAUUUAGGACGCUCUCAUACACAUUACCAUGAUCAUUAUUAUUAUGACGACUACUAUAGGAGAAGAUAUGACUCUGGAACUGGUUCAUCUUAUCGCCCCUCUGUUAAAAGCAACGAAGAAGCUCAUUGUCUUUUACGAGUAAAAGAAAACGGUAAAAUUGAAGAGCUAAAAAUACCUUGUGAGAUUGUAUCAACAUUUACUGAAGGUAGUAAAAAAGUACGUCAAGAAACAGUUCGUAUAGAGAAUACAGUAUGCCAAAAUAUAACAGUAUCUAAUAAAAUGUCGACAGAAGCUAACUUAACAUCUGUGUCCACUUCAACAACUGAAGCUACUCCUUUAUCCGUAAUUCCUGUAAAUACAAGUUUUAAUAAAGCUAAUCAGACAGAAACGCUUACAUCAACAUUUGCAACUACAAAUGUAACAACACCCAGUUUACUUUCCCAGAAUUUUACAACUUCGACAGAAACAAUUCCUAUCAAGGAGAAUAAUACUUCAAUUAGCACAACUGAACUCAAAAAUAUAAGUGAAUCAACCACCCCUUCAUAUUCAACUGCAGGGAAUUCCACUACACCAACAAGUAAUGUGACGCAAAAUGUAAUAACUUCCACCGAAUCAUCUGCCUCAAGUGCAUCAACAAUUAAUCCAUCCGUAAAUAAAACAAUAACUAAUUUAAAUUAUUCAACUACAAUUCCACCGCCAAACACAAAUAAUGUUUUUACAAAUUCAACAUGUACAACAACGACAACAACACAGUUGAAAGAUCCUUUAACUAUAAAAGGUCCACCGCCAAAUCCCAAUAAUAUGGAAUGUGAAGUUGAAAUUGUAACAAAAGAUCAUCGACUCAGAUCAAAAAUAAAUUGUCUCACAUUAAUGGAAUAUUCUAAGAUGCCAGAACCAAAAAAAGAUUCAGGGUUUUUGCCACCCAGAGACAAAUUAAAGUCAUGGUUAUCUAAACCACCGUGGUGGUUAUCUAUCUUUGUUGCAGUGUAAAUUUAUUUAGAAUAAGUAUUAAAGAAAAUUUAAAAAAAAUAUUAAAACCAGAGACAUUAAUAACGGCUCAUUUAUGGUUAACAUAUAUUGUAAGAAGUUUUUUUUUUAUUUGUAUAAUAUGUAACUUUGUGACAAGCAUUUAUUUUAUUGCGUUGUUUUGAUAAAAUUAUGAUUUGAAAUAAUUGUAAAAUACGCCAAAAAGGAAUGUUACAAAAUGGUCAAAUAGUGAUAGUAAUAAUAUUAUUAAAUAUAAAUGUUAAAACUAGUGAAUAUUUGUUACUAAUAGUUUAAAAUUUAAUUUGUUAAGGUAAUAAAAUAGAUAUACAAAAAGUUUAUUUAACUAAAUUCAAAACACUGGUAUUUCAAUUUUAUACAUUUAUAUACUUUUUGAAAUUGGUACAUACGAUAUUCUUUGAAAUUACUUCAUUAAUAACAAAGCGAUAACUUUGUACAGAUAAUAUUUUAAGUUGAAAGGUUAUGUCCAUUAAGAUAAUAGAGUGAACACAAAUAUUAUCUUAUCUGGUAUUUGUUGUUGUAUUUGAGUUUAAAAUUUUGUUUCUUACUACUUUAUUGACGGAUAUAAAUCCAAAUGUAGUAUACAAAAUUUCAAUAUGCUCUAAAUAUAAUACAAAUCAUUAUCUUUUGAUAUGUCUCGCAGACUACGAGUGUUAAAAACCACUUAUGAUGUUAUGUAAAUAAAGUAGUAAAUUUGCAUAUUAUACAGGCCUCAGAA
Molecule: messenger RNA, 2673 nt
Organism: Pieris brassicae (large cabbage white)
Lineage: Eukaryota; Metazoa; Arthropoda; Insecta; Lepidoptera; Pieridae
Product: flocculation protein FLO11-like
Exons: 2
Coding region: 57-1940 (627 amino acids)
Source: RefSeq, a predicted model, not a curated record